AUGUUUGAAGCUCGUCUUUUACACGGUUCAAUCUUUGCUAAAGUUAUUGAAGGUCUUCGGGAAUUAGUUAAUGAAGCAACAUGGGAAUGUAGUGGCAAUGGUAUUACAUUACAAGCUAUGGAUAGUUCUCACGUUGCAUUAGUAUCGCUUGUUAUGCGAAGUGAAGGUUUUGAAUCAUAUCGAUGUGAUCGAAAUAUGAGUCUUGGCAUUAGUCUUGUUAGUAUGUCUAAAGUAUUAAAAACCAUGGGCAAAGAUGAUUCAUUAACUAUUCGUGUUAAUGAUGAUUCAGAUUCAAUUAUAAUUGCGAUGGAAUCACAAAAUCAAGAUAAAUUUGCUGAUUAUGAAUUACGUUUAAUGGAUUUAGAUAGUGAACAUUUAGGUAUUCCAGAUACUGAUUAUUCGUGUACAAUUAAAAUGCCUAGUAGUGAAUUUUCUCGUAUUUGUCGUGAUAUGAGUAUUAUGGGUGAUUCAGUUCUUGUUUGUACAACAAAAGAAGGUGUUAAGUUUUCGGCUAAAGGUGAUCUUGGUCAAGGAAGUAUUCGUCUUGUUCAAACAACAAAUAUUGAAAAAGAAGAAGAAGCAGUUGUUAUUGAAAUGAAAGAAGCUGUUGCACUUACAUUUGCUGUACGAUAUUUAAGUAUGUUUUGUAAGGCAGCACCACUUUCACCUCAAGUUGGUUUAAGUCUUUCGGAAGAUACACCAUUAAUGUGUGAAUUUAAAAUUGCUGAAAUGGGUCAUGCAAUAGUUAAUAAUAUAGCUGACAAACCAAUAAAAGUCAAUAAAUGGGAAUCAAAUGCCGUCAAAAAUGCAUUAGAUGAUGCAUGCAAAAAAUAUUUCAAAGAGACACUUAAUUUUACUGAAGAUUAUAAAUUAAUGGAUGGUCGUCUCUAUAUCUCAUUUAUUGCAUGUUUGUUUUCGGGCUAUGCUUUAGUCUAUGAUUGGUUAAAUCCAUUUCCAAAAUCACGUUCAGUACUAAUUCUUUGCGUUAUAGCUUAUUUUAUUCUUAUGGGUAUUUUAACAUUUUAUAUGCAGUUUAUCGAACGUAGUAAAUUUUAUACUGGUAAACUAGGUAUGUCAUAG
Molecule: messenger RNA, 1080 nt
Organism: Adineta steineri
Lineage: Eukaryota; Metazoa; Rotifera; Eurotatoria; Adinetida; Adinetidae
Source: the annotation of a GenBank genome assembly